UAUCGAAUAUGAGAAAUAUGGCUAAUAUUAUAACAUUUAUUUAUUUCUUUUUUACUAUAAUUAAUAAAAUUUAUGGAGAAAGUUACGAAUGUCCCGUUAAUUACUGCAAGAACUACAUAGAAAAUGAUGAAUGCCCAAAAUUAGAAAAAACAGAUGAUGAUCACAAACUUGAAUUACUUUCACCAACACCAUGUAAUUGCUGUGAUUAUUAUUUAAUCAAAUUGGACGAAGGCGAACAAUGUUUGAUUGGGACACCAAGUUCUCCAAGACCAUAUAGUAUUUGUGGUGAUGGAUUAUAUUGCAAAGGAACAUUACAAGAAGGCGAAGGAAAAUGUGCCAAAAUUGUAACAGAAUGUACAGAGAAACAAGCCGAAUGGGAUAAAAAACGUUUAGAUGGUACAUUGGGAAUAAUGGAAGCUCGUCCUAAAUGUGAUCGAAAUGGUGAUUUUGAACCAGUAUGGUGUAUUCCAGAACAAACAUGUUACUGUCAAAAUAAAAAAGGAGACCGUAUAUUUGGUACUAUGGAAUUCAAGUCCAGUGUGGAAAGGGAUACAUAUUGUGAUUGUUCGCGAAAAGUUGAUAUUGCCAAUAACUUAAUACCAAAUUCAUUAAAAUUUGAAAAUCCUACUAUACGUUGUCUUCCAAAUGGUAAUUAUGAUCCGUUACAAUGUAUCAACAAUGAAGGAUGUCUUUGUACGGAUGAAAAAACAGGGAUUCCAUCGGAUGACGAUUGGUUUAAGAAACUUGUAAAUGUUUCAAAUAUUAAUAAUGAGACUUUGUGGUGUUUUAAUGAAGAAAUUCAUACAGAAAGUCAAUUUUUAAAACCAUGUCAAAUUGAAUAUGAACAAAUUCGUAAUGAAACAUUAACGUUAAAAGAAAAUGAUAUAAUUCGUUUACAAGAAAAUUUACCAAAAUGUCAUCCAGACGGUUCUUAUCAUCAAGUACAAGAAAAUUCGACUAUAAAAUAUUGUGCAGAUCCACUUGGUGUUCAACUCAAAGAAUAUGCUGUUGAUGUUUCGUCAGAAUUAGCCAAGACCAUGGAUUGUAAUUGUGCUCGAUCUGAAUAUAUUUUGGAACACCAGAACAAAGGAUCACAUCGUCAACCACAAUGCUGUGAAAAUGGAAAUUAUUAUCAAAUACAAUGUCGUUUGGACCAGUGUUAUUGUGUGGAUGGAAAUGGUAAUCAAAUAGAAAAAGAAGUCGUUCAAUCGAAUAUUAACAAAUUAUCGUGUUACAGUAAGACUACAAAAAAAUGUACAGAAUAA
Molecule: messenger RNA, 1265 nt
Organism: Chrysoperla carnea
Lineage: Eukaryota; Metazoa; Arthropoda; Insecta; Neuroptera; Chrysopidae
Exons: 7
Coding region: 9-1265 (418 amino acids)
Biological process (GO): cell-matrix adhesion
Cellular component (GO): basement membrane
Source: RefSeq, a predicted model, not a curated record